AUGGCUGAUGAAUUUGAUAUAUAUAAUGACGACAAUUUCGGUGCGAAUGGAGACCCACAAGAAGAUUUGUAUGGAGAGUUAUUAGAAGACGAUGAUAGUCGUCCAAUAAAGCGAACUAGAAGAGAUAACGAUCUAAGUUAUGAUCAUGCAGAUAUUAGUUCAGGUGUACAGGAAGAAAAAGACGGAGAUGAUGAUUUGUUCGCGGAUUUCGGGGAAGGUGAAAAGGGAUAUGAAGUAAAAUUGGAACCAUCCGAAGAAGAUCAAUUAGCUGCUGCGCAUAAUAGUUCCCAUGAAGGUCACAACAAUAAUGUGCAACGAGCAUCUUCAAAUAGCAGUGUUCAACAAAUGCAAGAACGCAGGACAGCUGCAAAUGCUACAAAUGCUUUAUAUAUUGGUGAAUUAAAUUGGUGGACCACUGACGAAGAUCUUCGUAAUGUUGCCCGCGAGGUUGGAGUUGGAAAUGAAGUGACUGAGGUCACUUUUUAUGAACAUAAAGUAAACGGAAAAUCUAGAGGUGUCGCUUACGUUGAAUUUACAGCGGCAGAAGCAGCAAGCAAGGUUAAAGACAGAUUAGAAGAAAUUGAAAUAACCGGUAAAAAAUGUCUUGUGAAUUUUACAAGCUCGGCUAAUGGUAAUCCGUUUAAAACAGUUCCAAAAGAACCUCCACCAAAAGCUUCACGUCAGAUGAUGCAACAACAGCAAUCUGCUUCACAACAAAGAGCAGCAUCAGGUCUUCCUAUUCGUCCGGUUAUGCGACCAGGGUCGCUAGAUUUUCAUCCCCAUCCUCGUAGUGGAUUUAGAACCGGACAAAUGGUUUCUGGACCAAGAGACUUUUUCAACCCUCCAAUCGCACCAGCAUAUUCCGGGUUUGCAGCCGGUCGCGGUUCAUAUAUGAACGGUUUCGCAGCUACUGGAGAUGCAUCUUUCGCCAUGAAUCCAAUGAUGGCACGGGGCGGAAUGAUGGGUAUGAGAAAUCAACAAGUUGGACCUGUCCGUCGUGGAAUAAUGGGCGGCCGAGGCGUGAUGCGCGGAGGAUAUGGUGACGAAUUUAUGGGUGCUAAUAUGGGCGGUUUUAAUACACCGACGGGCCCGGGAUUUCCGGCACCUCAUUUUAAUCCGGCAUUUUUUGAUCAAGGAUUUGGCGGCGAAGACGUACCUGUUGCACCGCGAGGACAAAGAGGUUACGAUGGAGUCACUCAUGGUAUGAAAAGAGCACGUGAUGAUGAAGAUCAUGGACACAUGGAUGGAAGAGAACUUAGUGACGACGACGACUUUGAAUGUCACCCAAACGUUGAUAAAGCUUCUUUUAUAAGAUGGAAACAAGCCGAUAUUCAUCAAAAACGCGAAGAAAGACGUCAAAAAAUUCAAGCUCUUAAACAAAAAAUCGAUCAACAUGACGUUUUACUUUCUCGAAUUGAUGAUAUGAUUAAACAAAUAGAAAAGAAUGGCGUAGAUGCAUUUUUAAAAUCAAUAAACGAUCUACGCGAAGCUAACAGUAAAUUAGAAGAUGUCACUAAAAAGGUUGAAAAGGAUAAUGAUGAUGAGUCAAUGGAUCAAGAGGAUAAUAAAGGACCAAAAUAUCCAACUUUUGAUCAAAUGAUGGCCAUCUUGUUCGAUAAAAUUAAGAGUGAAAUUGAUAAUGAAAGUCCUGAAGAAGUCGGUGAUGAAUUGGUAAGAAAGUUGAAAGAACAUCACGGCAUUAAUAGUAGUGUUGUUAACAAACCUAAAAAACCGGAGCCGCCGAAAAAAAAAAAGAAGGAACAAACUAUUGAAGUAUUGAAUCCUGAUGCUAAGUUAAAACCUCUAGAGGGUGAACAAAAACCGGCUGAGAAUGAUGAAGAUGGUGAAGAGGCUGAUGACGAAGAUGAAGAAUUAGUUACUUCAGAUAUAGCAAAAGAAUUCGCAGCUAUUAAAAGUUAUGAUGAUAGUUACAAAUUUAUAACUGCACAUCCUGAAGUAGUAGAUCAAGACAUAUCUGAUCAAAUUUUGGGGGAGGCUUUCCGUGCUCAAUUAAAAGGAAAGGAAAAAUAUGCUAAACAAUGUGUGCAUCAGGGAUGGUUGUUACAAUAUUGCCAAAAAUUAGGAAAAGAUGGUGUUACACUCUUUUUCAGAAGAAUAACGUCACCAGACCCACAAGCACGUGAAGUUUUUCUAAAGGAUGUUAAUGAGACUUAUGAACGUAUUCGUGAUCGUUGCAAAGUAAUGAAUGCUGAGAAAACACAGAGGCCUCAAAAAGCUCAGGUGGAACAAAUUCAAAUAGAGGUCACCGAUCCAAAUACUUCCCUCAAUGUCCGUGUUCCCGAUGCAAAUUCGGAGGAUGAGCAAGAAAAAGCCAAAUAUCAGACUUUCUUGAAACUGCCUGAAACUUUCCAGGAAGCUUUAAAAACCGGUGAAUUAACAAAGAUUAAUAAGGUCCUGGGUGAAAUGACAGUAGAAGAGGCAGAACGUGUUUUAGAAAUAUGUGGAGAAGCAGAUGUCUUGUCACUUGAAGGUGGUAUUAUUGAUGCAACUCAAGGACAGACAAUUCCUGGACAACGUAUCGAUAAAGAUGAAUAA
Dentiscutata erythropus is the source of this 2556-nucleotide messenger RNA. Lineage: Eukaryota; Fungi; Glomeromycota; Glomeromycetes; Diversisporales; Gigasporaceae. The record is from the annotation of a GenBank genome assembly.